CACGUGUCUCCGGGGUUGUCGAGAGAAAUCGCACGGAUUGAAGCUCGCGCGAACUGGCAGCCGAGCGCUCUCGUGCCUUAACAGUUCUCUAUCGAAAAAACAAUCUCUAUCGAUAAGCAACGACUUCAACACUAUAAUUAGUUUCCUCCCGUUAUCUGGUUACGAUGAGUUUGUUGUCCAGUUCGUUACCAGAGGUCUGAGUCGUGUUAUUGUCACGGGGACUUUGUUGGUAAGAUCAAAAAUUCAAAGGGAUCUUUAGGAGAGGAAAACAAUAACGAAAAUUUCUUGUAAACUCUGGCAGCCCUGGUCCGCACUUUUUUUUCGAGACGCGACACGUUUGUUGAACCUCACACCUUUUUUGUAAACUGCCUACGGGAUGUAAAACUCGUUCUGUGUGCCGAGGUAUCGUGAAAUGUUUAAAUAUGUACAUUCUCGAAUCCAAUGAUGACGCAUUGUAUUGCCUGAGAUUAGGGAUAGAAUUUAUUGCGGAUAUUGCUGCAGGCAUAGCAUAGACAGUCUGUAUACCUAACGAAGAUUCUCAUUACAUCGUGCGAAAGGCUAUGUCAACGCGAAAAUACAUAGAAGCAAUUCGCUCUUGAAUACACACUGUCGCUCCAGCUGAGAGAUAUCUCUUCAAAGAGUCCCUCGAGACAAAUGCUUAAUCGAGAUCUUUAUUUCGGAGUAGGAAGUAUUUUUAAAGACGCGGUUGAAUCUCUUUUCUUUUAAGCGAAUCAAAGUGUUAAAUUGUCCGCUCACGAAGAGCUUUUUUGUCAGCGAACAUUGUGCGAACAUUUGUGUAAACAUCGUGUGUUUACUUACCUAAGUGCUUGAUAAAUUCGAGAGAGCACCUGGCUAAAAUAUGCCAUCAUUCCCACCAGAUAACUCGGGAGGGAUCGGUGUUGAGUUGCUUGCGCGCUUGAUUGAAAUCAGUGAAAAUCUCUGAUUGCCCGGCACCAGAAUGACGUCCGAGGUUUAUCGAAAAAUCUUUAGUUAUCUGAGAACGAGAUCUUGGCUCUGCAAACGUAAAGGUAAAUACACCUGCAAAAAUUACAAGCACAUAACGAUGGAGCACUCCGAGCUGGUGGCGGAGAUGGUGCACGUUGAAAGACUGACCACGCAGGAGCGGUUGCACCUGGCGCGUCAUCGUCGGCUUCAGCAGCUGAAGGUGUGGAGACAGCGCGAGAAGGAAUGGUUGCGGCACCAGACCAGGCACACGAGUAAUAAACGUCACAUAUACUUUAGCGACAGUGUUAUGUUAUUGGAAGCCGCUGCGAGAAAUGACAUCGACGAGGUAAGAAGGCUUUUGAAGAAGGGUGUGAAUCCUGACUCGACGAAUGAGGACGGUCUGACGGCACUACAUCAGUGUUGCAUAGAUGAUAAUGAAGAAAUGAUGAAGCUACUCAUUGAAUUCGGUGCUAACGUAAAUGCGGAGGAUAGCGAGAAGUGGACGCCGCUACACGCCGCUGCUACGUGCGGGCACUUGCAUUUAGUCAAAUACCUCAUUGCCAGAGGUGCAAAUUUACUAGCCGUUAAUGCUGAUGGCAACAUGCCGUACGACAUUUGUGAGGACGAGAAAACUCUGGACUGUAUCGAAGGAGAGAUGGCAAGGCGAGGAGUCACUCAAGAAUUAAUAGACGAAACGAGAGCCUCAACUGAAGUCCAGAUGCUACGCGAUUUGCAAAAAAUUGCUUCCUUAGGAGGUGAUCUUGAAUAUAAAGAUCAUCAAGGUGCCACGCCUCUUCAUAUAGCAGCAGCAAAUGGGUACUUACGAGUUGUAGAAUUUCUUCUUGACCAACAUGUAUCGACAGACGUAGAGGACAAUGACAAGUGGCAACCAGUUCACGCAGCUGCAUGUUGGGGACAUUUGGAAGUACUAGAAUUAUUGGUGCAAAAUGGAGCAGACUUAAACGCAAAAAAUAAGCACGAUGAAACUCCAGCGGAUAUAUGCGAAGAUCCAGAAAUUAGAGAGAGGAUAGUGGAAUUGAAAACUGAACAGGAAAGUAAACGACUUCGCGAAGCGCAAGGACGUAGGGUACGCAGAUCGCAAAGUAUAAACACGCGGACGCAAAGCGUACGUCGAACAUCCAUUCGAGAUAAAGUCCUCACUACGAAAAAAGAUGCCCAAGAAGAAACGCGCUUGAGGUUACAAGCGCAACAGUAUGUUAGCACUCCUACGCCUACUAAUAUUCCGCCGUUGGAGAAUAGUACGCAGGAAGUAGGGGACCACGAGACUGAUUCCGGCGCGCUGACUCCAGCCGUGCGGAAAGGUCCUGAAGGAAAAGACAACGAGUCUUUUCUCCACGAAGAUGUUGAUAAAGAUUCAGCAGUGACAGGGCUUGAUUCGCUGGUCAGCGGCGGCCAGCAGCAGCAGCUACAGUCGCCGAUUUACUCCACGGACACCGAUACCAACAACGGCAAGAUCAACAUACAUGUGUCCGUUGUUUUCGUGAAAUCCCUGUCGGAUCUGAAGAAGAAACGGGCGCAGAACCGGCACAUAUCCACCGGUUCCGUAGACGCAAAUGGAAAUGGCAUCCCGAUGCCGGUCUCGUCCAUUUCCAAUUCCGAUCUCGACACCGACGAUUUCACCCAGCGCUUCACUGGGAACACCAGCGAGAUCGUGAGCGAUAAUCACUCAGAGAAGAGCUGCUGUACCGUCAUGUAAAUCCGCACGUAAUCGCGUACAAUCUCCUCGUUUCCCUUGUCCUUGCGCUUCACGUUUAUUAUUGUUACGUACGAUGUCAUCGGAGCUCUUCGGAAUCCUUCGCACACGAACGAGGAUGUAUUCCCGCGAUUAUCUUCCAGUAUUUCUUUUGAAGACUCAACGCUGCGUUCUUUCGCAAUUUUUCGAGUCGCGCGUUUAAUCCGAGCCCGAGGGUCGUGAUAUUUUUUUAUUAGAUAUAUAUACAUAUAUAUACACAUAUAUAUAUAUAUUUUCGUAGAACACAUUAUAGCGAUGUUAUGUACAUCACAGAUAAUACCUGCAGGGAGGCGUAUCGACAGCUUUAAAAUCAAAACUAUUGUCGGUUUUGAUGUCGCGCGAACGACACUGUACUUAAUUCGUCGACGAAACGUUCUCUCUGCGAUUGUUGUUACACGAUUAUUGAAUCGCAAGCAGCGUGUUGAACAAGUUCGGUAUGAAGAACACCUUGUUACGACAACUACUCAGAGCAUGUACUUAACAUUUGUAGAAAUAUAUAAUUGCAUUUUUUAAUUAAGUUUAUAAUUAUGCAACGUUUAAGCGUUCAAGUAUUGUACAGACUUUUAAUUUUAUUUAUUGUUACAUUAUAAAGGAAGUGUAUAAACUCUAAUGCGCUAUAGAAGGAUAGGAGAUGUGUGUUACAGACUCGUAGGUAUUACCUAGACUCGAGUUUUUCUAGUAUUUCUCCACAGACAGAUAUAAGACUAUCAAACAUCUUCCAAUAUUUUUUAUGAGACUUUAGCUGUAAGGAUUGAGUGGAAACUGAUUUUUAUAUCGAUUUAAAGAUUAUUUGUAAAUUUUGAUAUGUAGUAUUUAUCUAUCUAUUUACGACACUAUAGACUCUUCACUUGAAUUCCAUGUUCCACGUAUAGCAGAUCGCUAUAUACGUUGCUGAUUUACAAUUUUGCAUCUGUGUUACGCCUUUGACAACGCGUGAGACGAAUUUAAGGAAGGAGGAUUGUCGUUUCGAGAAGUAAAGGAAAAAAAAUUAUUUUUAUCUGAAUUUUUUCGAAAACUAUGCGGUCCAUUUAAAUUUUGUACAUCUAAGCUACAGAGUACGCGCUAUUAGUGCUAUUGCGUCAUUCUAUCAUUAUCUUUAGAUAGAAUGAUGCAAUAGCGCUGAGAGCGCGCUCUCCUAGCGCAACUUUUAAUAAUACAUAUUUUAUGUCUGAUUAAAAAUUUUUGUAAGUAAAAAUAAUGAAAAUUAUAAAAAGUAAAUGAAUUUAUUAAUCUAUGGAUGUUCGGUUAUCGUUGAAAUAAAUAGAAAUAUAUUAAAAUAUAUUAAUUUUUUUAUUUUACUUCUAAUGCGUAACACCGUCGAUUCAAAAUGACGAUUUUGAAAAAGCAAUGUUUGCGCGUCUCAAAAUUAUUUAAAAAAAGUUUCGUUUUUUACAAUCAGUUUUAAUGAUAUGAAGCAUCCGUAAAUGAAUAACCUCACUUUACUUUUUUAUUUCAAAUCAUUAAUAUAUGCAUUUUAUGAAAGGCAAUUUUAUGCACGCUCGUAUAUAAUUUUUUUAUAAUUGUUAUAAUUUUUAUUAUUUUUACUUGCAAAAAUUUCCAAUCACAAAUAAAAUGUGUAUUAUAUGUGUAUAAAAUUUAAUUGUCUACAUAGUUUUCAAAAAAAAUUACAUAAAAAUAGCCUUUUCUUAGCGAAAUGAUAAUCCUCUCUUAAUUCAUGCCGGAAAGAUAUAAACAUGUAAAUUUUACUUAUCUUUUUUUAGAGUAAAGUUUAUGCAUCCCCGUGUAACGAGGGACAUAUCCAACAAAUCAAAACGGCGAUAAUAAAUUUUAUUCGAAAUUACGCGUGUGUACGAGACCGUGUACGAAAUAAUUAAGAUCUGUCCUGCCGAACGGUCGUAUUUUUUACGUACACUUUGUGUCAAACCGCAUCCAAAUUAAAUAUAUAAAAAAGGAUCUUCAAAAGAAGUAAAAAGUAAAAUUAAUAGUACAAAUGGCAACGUUUAUACAUUCCUCCGCGAUAAUAUGUAAUAAAACGUUGCUUUUCGCGGCUUCCGGCCUUGCGAUGGCGCGACGGCGACUCGUUCUCCGUCUUGCAAUUGCGUUAAUCGCUGAAAUUUCUAAUAACAAUCGCCGCGAUUAUUCCAAUUAAAAGUACAGAGCACACGUGCACGAUUGUUCACGCAUAUAUUUGAUUACGAAUGUCUAUGGCGAAGGUUGAUUUCAAUGGCUGUAUUUGAAAUGAAUUUAUGUGACGUCUACCACCUGUUUAUAUUAUAUUGUAAUAUAGUAACGUAUAAAAAUAAAACUACUGUAUAUGUUA
Messenger RNA from Monomorium pharaonis (pharaoh ant), 4979 nucleotides. It is a transcript of the gene MYPT-75D, whose product is annotated as protein phosphatase 1 regulatory subunit 16A. NCBI's taxonomy places the organism in Eukaryota, Metazoa, Arthropoda, Insecta, Hymenoptera, Formicidae. The transcript is spliced from 9 exons. Gene Ontology annotation, molecular function: protein binding; enzyme inhibitor activity; phosphatase regulator activity. The record is from RefSeq and is a predicted model, not a curated record. Gene Ontology annotation, cellular component: cytoplasm. The coding region runs from base 959 to 2662 and encodes 567 amino acids.